This is a messenger RNA of Nyctereutes procyonoides (raccoon dog), 14269 nucleotides long. It is a transcript of the gene INO80D, whose product is annotated as INO80 complex subunit D. Bases 285 to 3374 code for a protein of 1029 amino acids. The transcript is spliced from 11 exons. The record is from RefSeq and is a predicted model, not a curated record. Lineage: Eukaryota; Metazoa; Chordata; Mammalia; Carnivora; Canidae. Gene Ontology annotation, cellular component: nucleus.
AGCAGCUGAAAGGUAAGCAGAGGCGGCCCGAGGCCCGGCCCACAUCCCCGGGCUCCCGUAGGGCGGCGGGCAGGGCCGCGCGGGCAGGGCGGGCGGCGAGCGCGCUUACGUGAGGCCGGGGAUCCGCCGGCCCGCGUCAGGCCCCGGGCAGAGGAUGAAAGGACAAUCUGCUUCAUCUUGAUUCUGCAGCAUUCCAAACUGUGGUAUCCUUGGGGUUCUCUUAACAUUGCUAUGGUGCAGAAGAUUUAAAAUCAGCUGAUGUUCACAAGGAAUAGAGUCACGUGAUGUAUGAAGGGAAACAUAUACACUUCUCUGAGGUUGACAAUAAGCCCUUGUGCUCAUAUAGCCCCAAACUGUGCAAGCAGCGGCGACUCAACGGGUACGCUUUCUGUAUCAGACACGUUCUGGAGGACAAGACUGCCCCCUUCAAGCAAUGUGAAUAUGUGGCCAAGUAUAACAGCCAACGCUGCACCAACCCCAUCCCCAAAUCAGAGGAUCGUAGGUACUGCAACAGCCACUUGCAGGUACUUGGCUUUAUCCCGAAAAAAGAGAGGAAGAAAAAGAAUGAUCCUAUAGAUGAGGUGAAGGUCAGGCACCAGAUGGAUACCAUGGCCUUUAGCCUCGCGGUGCCCCCGCUGGCCUUGAAGAUGCCCAAUGGACUGGAUGGAAUGUCCCUCUCUCCACCUGGGGCUAGGGUCCCUCUCCACUACCUGGAAACCGAGUUGGAAGACCCAUUUGCUUUCAACGAGGAAGAUGAUGACCUAAAGAAAGGGGCAACUGUGAGAAAGAAGUUGCAGAGCAAGUUGGCCCAGAAUCGGCAGCGCCAGAGAGAGACCGAGAUUUUAAAAGUUCGACAAGAGCACUUUAGUCCCCCUCCUGCGCCUUCACAGCAGCAGCCCCCGCAGCAGCACUCCCACCUGUCACCGUUAUCCACUUCUCUAAAACCUCCAGCGCCACCGCCACCACAGGGGUUAGUCUGCAAGUCACCUCCACCUCCGAACACCAGCCUACCAAUGCAGGGAGUGGCCCCCACCACACACACUAUAGCACAAGCAAGGCAGUUGUCCCACAAGAGGCCGCUGCCCCUCCUGCCAUCCAGUAGGGCUCCCGCCGCAGACCCGCCCAGGACUGACCGGGUCCUCAUGAAAGCCACAGCCUUCUCUCCACACUUCUCCUGUAUAAGUCGCCUGCAGAGACUGGUGAAACUGUGCACCCAGAAACAUCAGUUGGACACUGAUCUCUUUCCCCAUUUAGGGUUGGACUGGUCGGAAGAGAGCGGAGAGGAACUGGAGGACUCAGAGCAGGCCUCGCCAUACCAGGUGGCGUGGUCCAUCCGAGAAACCCUCAGAUAUGAAAGACACACGUCAGAUGACGAUGAUACGGAGAGUAGGAGCUCCAGGGUGACCCAACUUUGCACUUACUUUCAGCAGAAAUAUAAGCACCUCUGCCGCCUGGAACGGGCAGAAUCGCGUCAAAAGAAAUGCCGGCACACGUUUAGGAAAGCCCUGCUGCAGGCGGCCAGCCGGGAGCCCGAGAGCACUGGGCAGCUGAUGCAGGAUCUGCGCAGAGCGGCGUGCCGCCGCACCAGCAUAAGCCGGACCAAGUCAAGGGAGGUAGAGCCAGCAGCAUGCAGUGGAACCAUGAAGGGUGAACGGUGCCCUAACAAAGCCCUUCCAUUCACCAGACAUUGUUUCCAGCAUAUCCUCUUGAACCGCUCUCAGCAGCUUUUCUCAAGUUGCACGGCCAAGUUUGCAGACGGACAGCAGUGCUCUGUGCCCGUGUUUGACAUUACACACCAGACCCCUCUGUGUGAAGAACAUGCCAAAAAAAUGGAUAAUUUCUUGAGAGGAGAUAGCUCCCGUAAAGUUCAGCACCAGCAGCAGAGGAAACCCAGGAAAAAAACCAAGCCUCCUGCACUUACCAAAAAACAUAAGAAAAAGAGAAGGCGUGGACCUCGUCGACCCCAAAAACCCAUUCCCCCUGCAGUGCCCCAAGGAAACCUCAGCAUGCCCACCAGCGUCUCACUGCCAGUGGAGGCUGCCCAGAUCCGGAGCCCGUCCACGCCAGAGCUGAGUGCUGAUGAGUUGCCGGAUGACAUUGCCAAUGAGAUCACUGACAUUCCACAUGACUUGGAAUUGAACCAGGAGGACUUUUCAGAUGUCCUGCCACGGCUACCUGAUGACUUACAAGAUUUUGAUUUUUUUGAAGGAAAGAAUGGAGACCUCCUUCCAACUACCGAAGAGGCCGAGGAACUUGAACGGGCCUUACAGGCUGUAACUUCUCUUGAGUGCCUGAGUACCAUUGGGGUACUUACUCAGUCAGAUGGUGUGCCAGUCCAGGAGUUGUCAGAUAGAGGAAUAGGGGUGUUCUCCGCAGGUACUGGAGCUUCAGGAAUUCAGUCCUUGAGCCGAGAAGUAAACACGGACCUAGGGGAGCUACUGAAUGGGCGCAUAGUACAUGAUAAUUUUUCUAGUCUAGAGCUGGAUGAGAACCUGCUCCGUUCUGCUACCUUGUCUAACCCACCUACACCCCUGGCAGGGCAGAUCCAGGGGCAGUUCUCUGCCCCAGCCAACGUCGGCCUUACUUCUGCCACUCUGAUGAGCCAGAGUGCACUUGGGGAGAGAGCCUUCCCAGGACAGUUUCAUGGACUACAUGAUGGCAGCCAUGCCUCCCAGAGGCCACAUCCUGCCCAGCUGCUGAGCAAGGCAGAUGACCUAAUCACCUCACGACAGCAAUACAGCAGUGAUCAUUCACACUCCUCGCCCCAUGGAAGCCAUUAUGAUAGUGAGCACGUGCCGUCUCCCUAUAGUGACCAUAUCACCUCUCCCCACACGACAUCUUACUCUGGUGAUAAUAUGGCAGCUACCUUUUCAGCAGAGAUGCCCAUCAUGGCGCAGCACUUGCUCCCAACCCCACUCGAGGUGCCACUUGGAGGAGUCGUAAACCCCAGAACUCACUGGGGCAAUCUCCCUGUCAACCUUGGAGACCCCUCUCCAUUUAGCAACCUUCUCGGCGCAGAUGGACAUCUUCUUUCCACUUCCCUAUCCACGCCACCCACCACUUCGAACUCAGAGACCACACAGCCUGCCUUCGCCACCGUGACCCCCAGCAGCUCCAGUGUGCUUCCGGGGUUACCGCAGACCAGCUUCAGUGGCAUGGGGCCUUCUGCUGAACUCAUGGCCUCCACCUCUCCCAAGCAGCAGCUCCCUCAGUUCAGCGCAGCCUUCGGCCACCAGCUGGGUUCUCACAGUGGCAUUCCUAAGGACCUGCAGCCCAGCCACAGCUCGAUAGCCCCUCCUACAGGCUUCACAGUAACAGGUGCCACAGCUACAAGUACCAAUAAUGCAUCUUCUCCCUUUACCUCCCCUAACUGAGCGUGUCUGUGGGUUUGCAGGCAGGUGGGGAACCUGGUGUUUUCUAUCUUUGUUUCCUGUUUCUCAUCCCUUUCCCCCUUUUCCUAAAGAAGAUUUUAAAAAUCACAGGUGGGGACAAAGGGGGAACGCUCCCUUUUCCAGUUAAACAAGUAAUCCCGCGGUGGACCUUGCUUCAGUGUUCACAUGUGCUCCUUUGCACUGGUGCUCAUUCCCUCCUGGCAGGUUCACUCUACCCCAGUGGUUUCCUCAGUGGCUCAGCACCGUGACUGGAUAGAAUUGAUUUUUAGCAGCAAGUCCUAGAAGUGGAAGAUACCUCAGAUUACCAGUGCCCUUUACUAUUUCCUAGUAUUCAGAUCAAUGCUUUCCAUUCUAUGACCAGGUCUUCACAGAGGUGGUUCUAUAUAGAAUGGUCCUAUCCAUUGAGUUCCCGUCUACGUGAUAGCAGAUGGUGCGUAGGGGAGUAGAUCAAGGCUCUGACUUCACACCAACUGCUAAACACUGCACGAGGCCAGGAUUCCAUUCCUAAUUGUGAUCAUGUUCGAUUUAAAAAGAAAAAAAUUUUAGUCUUUUGACCGCCUGUGUGUAUGUGCACCCACGUGUGUGUUUUUGUGCAGGGCAGGAAGCACCUGUCCCGUCGUCGUCGUAGUUUCUUUUUUUUCCUAAUGAGUCUAAGGCUCUUCUCCUUUCCCACAUCUCACAACCCCAAUCAGGUUGGCCAUUUUCUCCCUGCUGUAUUAACUCAGUCUCCCGCGUAGAGAGGGUGGUGGUCCGACCAGGCGAGUUACACGACACUGUUCUUCUAAGUCACCCAGGAGCGCAGCGGGCCGCAUUCACGUUGGGGCCGUGGGGAUGUCACUAAGUUACCCAGCUCGUGCAGUGUGACUGCAGGGUUGCUGAGAUUCUGAGGUCUGGUGGUUAUUUUUGCCUUUUUAGACGAGCAUUUGUUUCUCCAUCCCUCUCUCACGGAAUACAUUCAUGAGAUGUAAUUAUAAAAAAAGACCAUAUUUUGAUCUGAAAAAGCAGGAGAGGUCAGAUAGAUUUGGAAAGAUGGGAUCUCUGAACUCCUUGAUCCGUCUAUUACUUUUGACUUUUUCAUGUUUACAGUAGUGAUUCUUCGGUAAGAUUUGUAAAAUGUUGAAGACACUUGUAGAAUCAAUGUAUCAGUUGUGAAGUGAUGUGUAAUAUCUGAAGGAUACACAUUUUAAAGUUUCUCUCAAAGCAGAAUAUGGAAACGAGACAUAAAUUUUACCCAUACCCUUUGGUACUUUUAAAAUAAUUGAAGGGCUUAGGUUUAAGUUCGGGGACUUUUUUUUUUUUUUUAAGUACCAGGAUUUUAGAGUUAAAAAUCAUAUUGGGUAGUUUAGUAAGUUGGUGACUAUGAAAUAAAUCUGUGAGGUUUCUUUUUACCUGCCUUCUCCCCUGCCUCCUCCCCAUGGGUGGAACUAGAUUCUAAAGGCAUCUGUGCUCUGCUUUUGCUGAGAAGUUUCACUGUCCCCUGAGAUACCAUUGGCUAUUUAUACCUGAGUCGAGUCUAAUUUACAUAUAUAUAUUUUAAAAGAUGAGUAGAGAACAUAUCUAUUAAUGAUGUGAUAUAAUAAUUCAUUUGUCAGGGAAUAUUUGAUCUUAAUUCCUUUUCAAUAGGUAAAGAUUUGGAUGUAUUUUCCUACUUCCUAUAUGUAUUCUCUUUAUGCCAUGCUAAUUCUAACCAGUCCCUUCUUUUGAAAGCUUUUCUUUCUCUGCUUUUUAAAGGAAUGAUGGUGAUCAGCAGGCAUUAUGCAGAUACCAUGUGCCUGAGAUUAUGGAGGGGAAAUGUCACGUGACUGUAUGAAAUCAUUAUAUGCCCUAGUUUGUAUUUAUUGAAGUUUCUUUUUGUGGGCCAAAAAUACAUUUGUAAUAUAUUUAGUUUGUUUUUUUUUAAUCAUGAUAAUUGAUUGGAAGAUUUAUUUUUUAAUAGCUUUGCCUUUUUUGCAGAUUGAGAAAUUUCUAAAUUAUAAAUUAUGUCACAAAGCAAAAUUAUAUUUGGUAUCACCAUAAAUUUCUAUUCUGAGUGGUGAGAACAGAUCAUUUGAGUAUUUCUCACCUGUGAAACCUAUGUUAGUAAGCUUUUUUAUUUUAAUGUACUGUAAUGAAAUGAUUACGAGUAGUUACCUCUGCUCAAAAGUAUCACUUAGUUUGCUCCACUCUUUCACUUCCCGUUACAAUCAUCACUAGAAAACUGUCCAUUCCCAGCAAUUCGAUCUAGUUUCCACUGUGUACAAAUUCAAGGUUGUAGCAGAGCAGCAGCACACUGACUAUCUUAUCUAUCAGCCCUUCUUUGACAGCAAAGGGAAAGUCACGGGUAGUCGGUUUGAACUUUUCUGGCUAUUUGUCCCUUGUGGUAGCUGCUUAAAAUUCUUCAGUUAUCAAAACUGAGUUUGCAGUAAGUUGCACAUUUUCUUGUUUGCAAUUUUCUGUUCUAUGUGCAUUGAAAAGCCCUUUUCCUGCUUUCUAGUAAGGAGGCAUGAAAUCAGGAAUGUUGCCAGUUAACAGCUUCACACCAAAAACUUUGAGUAAAUUCAUUUUUGUUUAGAUGCCCCCAGUGAUAGCCGAAACAGGGGCACCCGUAGAGAGUACCAGCAUAGGUCUGGGGAAUUAGCAAAAAAACACAAAUUUGUCCUCUCCUUUCAUCUCUGUCAAAACAAAUAGCCAAGCUUGCAAUUCGCUUUGCUCUUGCGGUUUCUUGUGAGUCCCUUUUUGGAAGCGAGAAGAACGUCUGUGAACCCAGAGAUACCGGUCCCGUUUUUCUUUUAGCUGACACGGAACAAUUCUAGUCUAUUAGUAGUAGGUGUGCUGUUAAUGUGUAGAGAAAGAAAUGAAGUGUCUUUUACUCCAGAAAUAGGAAAAUUAGUGUCUUUUAAAUAGCACUUAUGCUAUCAUAAGGCAAUACUGGAAUCAAAAACAAAUUUUACAUAAGGUCCUAAUUAGGUGGAAACUAGCUUUUAUUCUAGUGUGAAAUGAGAACUAGUGGCAGAGAAGUUCACUGUCUCUGCAGUUCUUUGGGACCAUUUAUAAAGGCCAGUUAGAUUGUGUUAAUGUGAUUUACUUACAAAGUUGCUGCAGUUCAUGGAUACAUUCUGUGCUUGGAGAAUCUGAAUUCCAUUCUAAGGAAUGAUACUCACUGGCUGUGAUCUUAUAGCAUCGAAGGAAAGAUGUGUUUUCUCUCCUUUACUCUCUCUACAUAAUUGUUAAUAUUAUUUUAAUUAAAGUACUUAAGACAUUGUUUUCUCCUCUGUAAAAAUGGCUUAGUAAUUUGCACAUCUGCGUAGGUUAUGUAGCUAGUAAACAAUUCAUAGUAGUAAAUAGCAAUUACACUUAACCCACCAAAUGACAGACUAUGCAAUGGAAAAUUUUGUAAUUAUCAUCACAUAGCUUAUAUGGUGAAGGAUUUUUUUUCCCCUCUCUCUCUAGUAACCUACCACGUGAGAUAGAACUGCUUUAUAAAUGACUUCCUGAGCAAUUUCAUGCUGGCAGGCGGUGUGGUGUGUCUAGUGUCCCUCCACGAAGAGAUUAUAAUUUAAUGAGAAGCAAAUAGUAGCUAUGGACAUAAAGUUGGAAAAUGUGUCUGGUUUUUUGUUUUGUUUUUCUUAAAAUUGUAGUUACCGUCUUGAGUGGCAUCAGGCUAAGGAAAGCUAAUACUUUAUCUUUGCCAAAUAAUUAUUUAUAAGAUUUAUUUCUUCAAUAGGCCCAGUCUCUCAACUGCAAGCUAAGAGUCCUCACUUUCUGUGACUAACACUAAAGCUUUUCCUUAUCAGAGCUCGCUCGCAGUCCAUGAUCACAACCCAGAGGCAAAGACAGUGCUUUGAUUUGGAAGGAAAUGGUGUCUGUGAUACAUGCCCGAUUUGUAAGCUUUCUUCUUAUGAAAAAGAAUUUAUAUUUCUAUUGACCUGUACCAUUCAGUUUUGCUUUGUUUUUUUAGUUUAAGUAGGUUCCACACCUAAUGUGGGGCUUGAACUCCCAACCCUGAGAUCGAGAGUCACAUGCGCUACCAGCUGAGCCAGCCACAUACCCCUGUAUCAUUCGGUUUUUAUCACUUGGCCCUAGAAUUUGAGCAUAUGUAGGUAACUCCCAUGCCCUUGGUUCGUGUUACUUGCCCGCAGUCUCUCCUGCAACGCUGCAUCACAGGGGCGGUGGUGGCGGUCGUGGGCUGCAUCAGCAAUGUUUGUGUGAGGCAAUCGCCUUCCCUCCAAGUUCAGUAGGUUGUUGUGGAUUGGUAUUGUAAAAAGAUGAGGAUAUUCAUAACACUAAGGUAAUUAUUUUGAUAGAUUUGGAAUUCAUUUUUAAAAAUUAGGUAUCUAGUUUCCACAUUCUUCAACCUCUUCUUUUUAGCCUUUUAACAUCCUACUAAGUUCUGUUUUUAAUCUGGUAUAAUAGAUUAGUCUAAUACAGUGGUCUUCUACAUGGUCAACAGAACUCUGCAGGCAAAUGAGGCGAUUUCAAGGAUUCCUUAAAAGAAAAUGUCAUACUGAAUAGUCUUCAUUUGUAUCUCUUUCAUCACCAACACCUACAUCGUUCCAAGGAUUUUUUUCCUGAUGAGAAAUACAUUUCUUGGGGGUAAGGUAGGAGGUGGAAAUAUAUAUAUGAUAGAACAUAGAUUUUCCCCCCUCUCACAAUACAUUGAAAAUACGGAAUCUUUACUGGCAUUCUAUAGAAAGGUUAAACAAUGACUUCUUAAUAUCUGCAGCCUUAUGAGCUUCCCAGUAUCCUGUUCCACAUGGAACCAGAAUUCAUGUUUAGUAGAUUAAAGUGACAUUUUCAAGGCUACCUUUCAAAAGAUUUGAAAUAAGAUACCAGUGAAGAACAUAUUUGGGGUAUCUGUUCAGCGUUUCCCCCUGACCAGUGAGUUAGGAAAGAAAACCUAAAAUGCAAGUGAAUAAGUUAUGUCUCCUAAUAGCCAGUGUCAUUAAUGCAAAGAUUGUGGGGCCGACUUAGCCUCUUUUCUAAAUAGCAAAAAUUCUCUUUGCCCUCAGCUCUAACUUCUCUUAGCCUCCCUCUCUCUGCACUGUGAUCCAGAGCCAAUAAAGGACACAUCGUAUUUCAGGGAGAGAGAGCAAAUUUGGUAUGACUUUCUUUACCAGAAACUAGGUUCCCAAAUCUUGGGGAUGUCUGACUACUUAGAGUGGCGGAGUUUUGGGGGAUCUAAAGUUGAGUCUGAAAAACAAUGUUGUAAGAGAAAAGUUGUCUAACUCUUAGUAAGCCUCUGUUGGGCAGCCCAGCUCUCCUUCCCUUUGCCCUCCUGCCUGCUGGCCUCAGUACUCCCCUACAUCCCCCUCUCAAGCCUACACACAUACACCCCUGAUCUGCCCUGAUCCUGGCCUAAGAGUCAUAGACACCACCUCUUUCACUUGUUUUUGUUUUGUUUUGUUUUUUGUUUUCGUUUGAGCUGGGGACCACUGAAGUAAGCUCUAUAUGCACCCAAAGUUCCCCUUGGGAAAAUGUUCACCAUGCACUGUAGAAGCUUCCAGUGCAGCGAAACCACACCAGUGCUUUUGCCUGGGGAAUAGACUGAUUGCCCUGAACUGACUCCACCCUGCGUCGGUAAGGCCCCGUGGGCACCAGCAGAUAAGCGUGCAAGUGAUGGGAAGCUGGAUGCUGGUGACAUUGUCUUCAUCUGCUCGGAAGGGUUGCAAUCAGUCCCUCCUCGCAGUGAUUCUUCUUUUCACUGUAUAGUGUUGAGUAUGUCUCAGGGAUUCCUUGUGGAAAUUAGGGCAGUUUGUAAAAUAAGAAACUAGUUUUAAGAGAAACUAAAGGUGACUCAUUGAAGAGAGUGCAAGAAAGAGAAAGCGUUCGGUUUUGUAGCCCACCGUGUCUCGCAUAGGACCUCUUUCCUUUCUCCUUCAGGCUCUCAUCUCCGCUUCAGCAAACAGAAUCCUUUCCCAUCACGCACAGCUUUAAAAGUUUUAUUUAAAAGUUUCCUUCCCCAAUGAGCUUUCAGAAUACUUAUUGUAGAUUUUAAGAGAAAAGGUAUAUUAAUUUAUACUAUUAACAUCACCUCAUAAAUUAUAAGUUUUAUACUAAAGCUGUAUUGAGUGUAAUGAAUUAUGUUGCCUAUGUGUUUUAAUAGCUUAAGAAAUUAUAUAUGAGCUUUUUGGGUUUUUUGUUUUUGUUUUUUUGUUUUUGUUUUUUGUUUUUUUAACAAAACAAACUAGUGAAGCACCUUUUUACACUGGAUCUCUGCCGUGUCAAGGUGUAUAGCUAUCCUUUGCUACCUUGCAGAUAUAUAAAAUAAAAGGAUAUCCUGGGGCCUCAAUGUAGAACACCUUUAGACCAUUUAUUACUGCUCAUAGAACUGUUGGGAAUCGUGUUUCUCUAGUAAAUGAUCUGUGGUUUACACUUAAGACGGCUAGAAGCUUAGUUACAGGGUAAAUAGAAAUACAUAGAUCAAGCAAAACUCCCAACUACUGUAGCUGGAAUUUGUAAACUAAGUUUUUAAGACCUCUUUUAUUUGCUAUGGAGUUAUUCUUUAAUUUACAGUUCCUUCUGUAAGUUGGGAAGUAAAAUAGAAAAAAUAAUAAAUUUAGAUGUUCUCAGUGUCUUAUUCAGGAACUUUUUUUACCCCUCCUCACUAAGGAAUUCCCACUGUGACUUAAAAAUAGAAUUAAAUUACUUGUGUGCUUGUCUCCGUCUGUGUUUUUACACACAUGCAAAAAUAUACAUUGGGGGCACGUGUGUGAGAGAGAUGAAUGUGUGCUUAGGUUAAAAAUAGAAGAAGGUAACAAUGUAUUGUAGAAAUACGGUUUAUUUAGAUGAGGCUAUCAAGAGUUAUUUUCUCAUCGUCUCUGUAGUAUAAAUACACCAAAUUCUUCAUUAUGCUAUUUUAUGUUAAAAGGCUAGCUCUGAUAUCAUGUGCAUUUUAUUUUAACCUUUUGAUUAACUUAUGCUAUGUUUUUAAAAUGACAUGAGAAACAGGUUCAAAGACCAGCCUCUCACUUUUGAGCAUAAAAAUAUGAGAGAGAGAGAGAGAAAGACAAACCAGACAUAGAGAGACAAACCAGACAUGAGCUGUGUUUAUCUGCUGGGGUGAUGGGACCAGAUCAGUUGAAACAACUUUUUUUAUGUUAAUAAUAGAUUUCUUUGUAUUCUGAGUUAGAAAAUCUUAUUGAUCAUCUUUUCUUGGUGAAGUUAAGAAAAUUAUAGGCUUUUAAUAAAGAAUGCCAUUUUUUGAAGGGACUGCUUUGUUGAAAGAGUUGGUGGGAUCAUUUCACCAUGUAUACUUCAAAGCUGGGAUGAUUUCAGUUAUUCCCAAAAAUUAAAAAAAAAAUUACUCCGUUGUGCUAUUUAUGAAGUUAGCGUGCCCUCGACCCCCGUAUUUUGGUUAUAAGAAAAAUUAUGCUACCCUUGACUUUUACCUGAUUCAUAUGGAAUUAAAAAAAGAUACAUUCCUAUAUUUUGAGUUUUGUCAUUUUGCUAUACUACACAUUCAGUACUGGAGUAUCUGGUGGUCUAACAUAGCCAAAACUAGAGUUUUUAUUAAAUGCUCCAAUCACAUUUAUUUUUACUAUUAAAAAAAUCAUGUACUUUGAUAUAUGUCAAAACAACUUCUGAUAACACACCAGAAUUUGUAGUUCUCUUUGAAGCCUCAUUCAUCUUAGGUAUGGUCAAGACCUAGGAAAGCUUUACAUGUCGUUCCUUUUAUAGUUGUAUUUCUGCAUCUCCCAGUUUCAUUCACUCUUGCUUUAUGGAUUUUUUAAAAAUCUGCAUAUUUCUUGUACAUAUGCAUGCAAAUGAAAGAAGGGAGUUUGUAUUGGUGCCAUUUCUCCCUUCAGUUACUCUGGUUAAUGGGAUUUGCUAGAAUAAACUCCCCCUGAUUGAAGGGUGAAAAUAGACCCUUUUGUGUAUAUCUGUACAGAGAUGUGUAUAUGGGAUGUGGUGGCACUUUGCUGAAUGUGAACUUGCCUUGUCAAUGGAAAGAUUGAAAAGUAUUAUGUUUAUUUAUACAUUUGUAUAAAUCUAUAUAUACACGUAUGUAUAUGUGUGUGUAUAGAUAAAGCUAUAUACAUAUAUUUCCCUAAAAAAUGUGUGUGUGUAAUAGAUAAACAGCCUUUGUUAAAGCAAGAUUAUACGUCGAUGGAAAACUCGAUGAUUCUGUAAGCAAGAGGAGGUGACAGCCUAGAGCACACCAUCGGUGCAUACGAAGAUGGGAGUCCUUUGGAUUAUAGUCUUGUUUAUGGUUAUUAUAAUUGAAUUCCUGCUAGAACUCUUACCAGUUCCAUUGUUCUUCAUCUUUGCUGCCUUCUAAAUCAAUCUCAUCACACUUCAUUGUAUUUUCCCCCCUUUAUUAUGUCCUUCCUAGCCGAAAGCAUUUGGCUUAAGCAUAAUUCAUUAACUUCUCAGUCAUUUCUUUUAAAGAUCUUUAUCUCUGAAAUUUUCCUGAAGAUGUAGAUUUUGGUAAUAGUUUGUCUAGUAAUUUUGAGGAUUGGUAUUCAUCUUCAUCUCAAAAAUAAACAGAAAACCAACAUUCAAACAAGGCUAAUCUGAAAGUUACCUAGAUCAUUUGGAGACAUUUUACUCACGUUGGAAAAGAGCAUAAUUAUAAUCUUAUUGGUAACAGCGUUAGGUUUAUUUCCCCAUUUACUGUCUUCAAUUUGUCAUUUAAAAAUGUGGUUUUCUUUGUGUCUUAAUCAUAAACUUACAAUUUUCAUUUUAAUGGAAAGCAUACAAAGUCACAUAAACCUCUUGAAUUCUACAACUAAUUUUGCUCAUAAAACUGCUUUAACAAAUUCUUAAGUAAUGAAUUUUGCUGUAUUUCCUUUUGACUUUUUCCACAUUUGUGACAUUCUGUUUUAACUUUGCUGCAGCUCUCUAGAAAACUUGCAUCCCUAUAUAUUGUGCCUUUAAAGCUCUUAUGCACACACAGACAAAAGUGUAUAUAUACAUGUCAGAGCAUGUGUACAUAUACUUUCGUAUAUACUCACACAGUAUGUCUCAUAUAUUGUGGGAGUGAAUAUAUAGAUAUUCAAAGGCAAUGAAAUGUUGCUUUCUAGAUAUAUAUGUAUAUAAAUAGUGUUGAUAUACUGUAUAUACACAUGUAUAUGUAUGAGUUUUAAAUGGCAAUCUUUUACAUUUAGCAAAAUGCUGCCCCUACUGGAAUAUUGUCACUGCAGUGGCAGUUGUAUGUAAUGAUUUAAAAUACAUUAUCGAAAAUUAUUUAAAGAACAUUUAAAAGUCUCAUCUAAAGACAUCCACACAUUAUUUAUUUAUCUUUUCCUUUUUAUUGUUACUUUUUUUUUUUUAACUGAAAGGGAGACUGUCAUUUUUUAAAAUGCCACCUGUCCUAUGGGAGAAAGAGAGAGCCGGGGAUUCACUUGAGAACCUCCUGCAUUUUCCCUCUCUCUGAAAUGGAGAUGUACCACAAACCAGCCUGUUUGUUUCAGUUAUAAAGCAAUCCUAACAUUUCCAUUAGCUUACGUCCUCCACCAUCUUCCAGAUCAACUUAAUUCACCAAUCUGCCUCUUCCUUUCAUUAAUAAAUAAUGAUCAUUGAGAUCAUUUUGCCUGGGGGAAGUUAACUACUCUAGCUGCAGGGAAAUCUAUCACCUAACUGUUAUGCUGCCUUGUUCAAAAUUCAACUUUGAGGGGAGGCAGCUCUCAUGAAGCUGUCUUAAGCAUGUUUUGCAUAUAUUUAGUUAAAGGUCUUCCCAGACGCUUUUUUCUUGUUAAAGAGCUCGGAGUCUGCAUGCACCUGCCGUAGAUUCAAUCCCUAUUCCCCGCCACUUCAGGUGUUUUCAUUAAUAUAUCAGUUUGCACUGAACGACAGACUAGGAAGAAAAAAAAAAAACAUUAAAUCUUUAAUUUUGCGGUGAGUUGGCAACAGAUUACAUUUCAAGACCUUCCAGAGAGAGGAGCAUAGAUGGACAAUCCUAAAUUGUAAGAUGUUAACAAAAAGCAAAAGAGAACCAAGAACCAACAGUGGAGUAAGAGUCCCCCCUGAAGACCAGAACCGAGAGGUUGGGGUUUGAGUGAUUUUACAGAGUAGUUUAGCUGGAACUUGAUAUCAGAAGCAGCCUUUAACAAAAAGCCUCUUGGCAAUCAUAGGGUAGGUACUAACUGGAGAACUGAGGUAUAAAUUGAAACCAAGUUGCAGUGGGAAAUCACAGGUGAGGUGGUCUCUUCUUUGGAUCCUGUUAAGUGACAGACAGGUUGCACAGUUUUAAAAUCUCUUCUUACAAAGUAACUGCACGGUAGCAAGGACUAGCAGUUCUCAAAGCCCUUCUUUUUCAGUGUUCUCAUUCACCUUGGCACACAAGUAUGUUUAACAGGCCAUACAUUAAAAAUAUUUACAAAAAAAAAAAAAAAGCUGCUUAAAGGGAACUUACAAACUGAGGAUCUUGUCUGGAUUUGCGUGAAUAGUGGCUAGAAGCUUAGUUAUAUGCACAAAAGCCAAGGGGCCACUCGUUUCUGCACAGACUGUAGCAGCAAGUUGAGGAGGUUGGCAGGUUUAGUAAGAGCCCCCCACCCCCACUGUUGUGGCGGAAAGGCGUGUCUGAUUUUGAGUGGUGUUGCUGGGUGGGGGCGGGGAACCACAUUUUGGGAGGUGAUGGGCUUUUGGUUUGUAAUUUCCCUUUAAACAUGAAGAGAUGGCUCACAUUUUCCAUAUAUAUCUCAAUGAAUGUACUGUAUUACUGUUUUAAAAAUUUGAUGAAAUAAUAAUGGAUUGGUCUCCUUUUGUUAUCUGGUCCUUGUUUAAUUUGUUUAAGGGUUUUUGUAUACAAAAGUUUACAUUUUUAUGUAUAUUUUUCUUGUGUAAAAACUGAUGUAAUAUGUGUAUAAAACACUGUAUGUAUUAUCUGUAUAUAGUGUGACAAAAUGAUUUUUCUUUCUUUCUUUUGGAUGUAUUAAUAAAUCUUGCUGUGAAGUAGC